CAGACGCCACUUCCAGCCUCCCUGGGAGCUCGCACAGCUGCAACGAUGGCCCGAGGGCAUCUGCUCCGGGCUGCCCUGCCGGUCUUUCUUUCUUUGGCGCUGGUCGAGAGCAUCAACCCCGGCUUUGUGGGCAGGAUCACGGGCAAAGGCUUGGAUUAUGCCCGCCAGGAGGGCGUCGCGGCCUUGCAGAAGGAGCUGGCUAGGAUCAAACUGCCUGAAUUCUCUGGGUCCUUCAAAGUCAAGCACCUCGGACACGUCCACUACAAAUUUGACAGCUUGAAUAUCCGGUCGUUCCAGCUGCCCAGUUCCGCCAUCGCGCCCGUCCCAAACGUGGGCCUCAAAGUCUCCAUCGACAACGCCUUUGCCGAGGUCUCCGGGCACUGGAGGGUGAAGAAGACGCGGGUUGUAAGCGGCCACGGCUCGUUUGACCUGAAACUCGAGGGCCUCUCCAUCUCGGUGGGCCUGAAGCUGGGUAGCGAUUCGGCCGGGAGACCCACGGCCGCCUCUUCUGCGUGCAGCACCCACAUCUCCAGCGUCCAAGUGCACAUCCACAGCAAGUGGAGCUGGUUGACCCAUCUGUUCCACAGCAAAAUUGAGUCAUUCUUAAGAAAGUUCAUGGAAGACAAGGUCUGCGCAGAGGUGUCUGAUUCCAUCAGCUCCAAACUCCAGCCCUACCUGCAGACUUUGCCAGUCACAGCAAAGAUUGACCCGGUGUCUGGGAUCGAUUAUUCCCUGGUUGGUUCUCCCGUCGCCACAAGUGAUUCCCUGGAUGUGGAUCUCAAGGGUGAAUUCUUUUCCCUCGCUCACCGCUCCGAGGCUCCUUUCCCACCUCCUGCCUUGGCUCUCCCUACGGAUCAUGACCGCAUGCUCUAUUUUGGGAUCUCGGAUUACUUGUUCAACACAGCUGGCUACGUCUACUAUCAAGCCGGUGCGCUGACCUACGAAAUCACCAAUGACAUGAUUCCCAAGGAGUCUAAAAUCCGGCUGAACACCUCCUCCUUUGCAUCCCUGGUUCCACAGAUUGAAAAAUUGUACCCUGACAUGCUCAUGAAACUGAAGGUCUCUCCUUCUUCUGCACCGUCUCUGGCCAUCACCCCUGAGAGCCUGUCUCUGGCCCCGACGAUGGAGGCCCAAGCCUUCGCUAUCCUGCCCAACAGUUCCCUGGCUCCAUUGUUCGUGCUGGACGUGUCAACCACCAUUUCGGCCAUUGCUUCUGUGCAGUCCAAUAAGAUUGUCGGUUCCCUGAAGCUUGGGAAGAUGCAGUUAUCCUUGAAGCACUCAGACGUGGGGCAGUUCUCGGUGCAAAUGAUGCAGGCCAUCAUGAACUACUUCGCUACCAGCGUCCUGGUCCCACAGAUUAACGCACGCCUGGCACAAGGAUUUCCUCUUCCUCUUCUGGACCACCUGCAGCUGUCCGACCCCGUCCUCCAAUUACAUCAGAAUUUCUUGUUCUUCGGAGCGGAUGUACACUAUGGUUAGCAAAGAUGCUGAAGACAGCGAGAGGAACAGCAAGGACAAAGGGAAGCCCGCCCGCCCUCCCGCUUCCGCUGUUCGGUUUCGGCCAUCCACCUGGAAGGUUCCUCUCCUGGGCUCCUUCGUCUUAGCAAAUGGCAUCCUCUUCAUCCCUGCCCCUUCCCCCUUGGCCUGCCGCCCCUCACCUGGGGGUCUUUAGGUGAGGCACCCGAGCACACUCACGAGCUGAGCAGGAGAAAUGAGCUAAUUCCUCCUCACUGGGAUUUUCCUCCUGACCUUGGGAAUUGGCUCCUGCUACUGUGAUGCCGGACACCCGCCGGCCGAGCCUCUACGUGGCAGUUGUCCACAGACGGUGUCCAAGCUGUGCUGUUUGACUCCCAGCCACAAGCUGAGGUGCCUGCCCCGAGAACGGACGAGACUCCCCCUCUGCCCUCUUGUGGAACUCCUGCCAUAGAUGCUUCAGCUAAUCCGGGUGGCCGAUCUCAGCCGUUGCUCUGGCACGUUGUGGGGACGGCCUCCCACCUGGCUGACUUCAAGUCCGUCGUUCUGGAGCUCGAUGGAACCUCCAUGUUCCAAGGCAGCGUACCUCUAAACACCAAUGGCUAGGAAUGAAAUGCCAGGAAAAGGGACCCCUUGCCCAUCUGCCUGUGUGUUUCCCCAGGGACAUCAAACUGGAAACAGACUACAUAGAUCCGUGGUGGCGAACCUUUGGCACUCCAGAUGUUAUGGACUACAAUUCCCAUCAGCCCCUGCCAGCAUGGCCAAUUGGCUGAUGGGAAUUGCAGUCCAUAACAUCUGGAGUGCCAAAGGUUCACCGCCACUGACAUAGAUAGACCUUUGGUCUGAUCCAGUUGUUCUCAUAUUCUCAGAUCAUUAACAGCGAUGACGUUUUUCUCAGAGUGGCAGCCUCACAUCAGCGGUGAUCCGCUUCCAGGGAGAGCCAAGAGAAUCCAAACCCUGUCCCCAGACGAAGGGGGCAGACUUGUUGGGGGGGGGGGCGAGGCUGGACAGCUGAGUCAGUUGGUACACGAGCCCUAAAUCCAUCUGCGUUUGCUGUCUUGAGACCAAAGAGGUCACGCAGGUGCCAGGAAAAGGGGGUCGUGCAGCCAUCAAAGACCGAAAUAAAAAAGGAAGUCCAUGAAA
Molecule: messenger RNA, 2616 nt
Organism: Sphaerodactylus townsendi
Lineage: Eukaryota; Metazoa; Chordata; Lepidosauria; Squamata; Sphaerodactylidae
Gene: BPI
Product: bactericidal permeability increasing protein
Exons: 15
Coding region: 46-1479 (477 amino acids)
Biological process (GO): innate immune response; defense response to Gram-negative bacterium; lipopolysaccharide-mediated signaling pathway
Molecular function (GO): lipopolysaccharide binding
Source: RefSeq, a predicted model, not a curated record